Impatiens glandulifera is the source of this 740-nucleotide messenger RNA. Its product is annotated as 40S ribosomal protein S14-2. Gene Ontology annotation, cellular component: ribosome; cytosolic small ribosomal subunit. The transcript is spliced from 6 exons. Gene Ontology annotation, biological process: maturation of SSU-rRNA from tricistronic rRNA transcript (SSU-rRNA, 5.8S rRNA, LSU-rRNA); translation; ribosomal small subunit assembly. The record is from RefSeq and is a predicted model, not a curated record. Gene Ontology annotation, molecular function: small ribosomal subunit rRNA binding; mRNA 5'-UTR binding; structural constituent of ribosome. Lineage: Eukaryota; Viridiplantae; Streptophyta; Magnoliopsida; Ericales; Balsaminaceae. The coding region runs from base 110 to 562 and encodes 150 amino acids.
AUAAGAGUAAACCCUAGAUAUAAAUUUCAGCGUUCUGCUUCAGACUUGAAGAUUUUUGUUUGAAGCAGCAGACAUCGUCAUCUUCGUCAUUCCACAUUGAAUCGCAACCAUGUCGAAGAGAAAGAAUAGAGAGCCCAAGGAAGAAACUGUAACUCUCGGACCUGCAAUUCGUGAGGGGGAGCUUGUUUUUGGAGUUGCUCACAUUUUUGCUUCUUUCAACGACACAUUUAUUCAUGUCACUGAUUUGUCUGGGCGUGAAACCCUUGUUCGUAUCACUGGUGGAAUGAAAGUGAAGGCUGACAGGGAUGAAUCUUCACCUUAUGCAGCUAUGCUUGCAGCUCAAGAUGUUUCUGUUCGAUGCAAGGAGCUUGGAAUUACUGCUCUACAUAUUAAACUGCGAGCCACUGGAGGGAAUAAGACCAAAACCCCGGGUCCAGGUGCUCAAUCUGCUCUUAGAGCUCUUGCCCGAUCAGGCAUGAAAAUUGGUCGCAUAGAGGAUGUGACUCCUAUUCCCACCGACAGUACUCGCCGAAAGGGAGGAAGAAGAGGAAGGAGGCUCUGAAAAGUUGGAUAUCGGUUGCGAGUUUGCGAACUAUCGUCACUCAGCUUUUGCCCAAAAUUUCUCAAAUGUUUCUUCUUUGAGCAAGCUUCUUUGCAGUUUCUUUUGGUACUUUGGAGAGUUUGGAUUAUUCCAUUUUGACAAUUUUGAAUAUUUAAUUGAACUCAGACCCUUUCAUAUU